Messenger RNA from Halteromyces radiatus, 1074 nucleotides. Its product is annotated as TB2/DP1, HVA22 family-domain-containing protein. Bases 42 to 929 code for a protein of 295 amino acids. NCBI's taxonomy places the organism in Eukaryota, Fungi, Mucoromycota, Mucoromycetes, Mucorales, Cunninghamellaceae. The transcript is spliced from 4 exons. The record is from RefSeq and is a predicted model, not a curated record.
UUUUUUUUUUGUGAUUUCCUCCACCGUUGAUCAGGUUUAUUAUGACCAUUUACUUGAUUACAAAACUUUUCUUUUUACAAUUAUACCCUGCGUACAUGUGUUACAAAGCUAUCAAAGUUCAAGAUGCUUCUCAAUUUCGUCCACUCAUUAUAUAUUGGAUGGUUACCAGUGUUUAUCUUGUUGUUGAACAUAUAACUGAUAUUUUUCUCUUUUGGUUUCCAUUUUACUACGAAAUCAAACUUUUAUUUAUCGUUUGGCUCAUUCUUCCUCAGACCAAUGGCACUGGUGUAUUCUAUACUCAAUAUAUGGAACCUUUCUUAAAGGUGAAUGAACCUUUAAUUGAUCAAACUGUAAUCGAUGUUGAACAAAACGUCAAGACGACUUUAUCAACUUAUGGACAAAAAGCAAUUCAUCUUUUACGUACAUUUAUCUCUGAUUCUUUAUUCAAGUCAACUGAAGGUAUCACCGAAGAACCAUCCUUUAAACCUGAUAAGGGUAACAACAACACAGCCAACCAGGAAUCAUGGAGUGCCUAUGGUAUCUUUUCUUCAUUGAUGUCUUCCAGCAGAGUCCAUCAAUUAACACAAGGAUUACAAUCAACAAAAACGUCAACCUCGGCAACAACACCAUUGGCGCAGCAACAAGAUAUACAAGGGACAUCAUCAUCAACAGCAGCGUCAUCAUCAUCAACAUCAUCAUCUGAUCAAGAUAGUGGAUAUUCUAUAGAACGUGUGGAUAGUUAUGAUUCAUUGGCUUCAAUGGUAAAUGGACGAAGACAAAGGGAUGUAACAUCUGAUACGUCAUCACUGGCAAACAACAACAACAACAUUCUCCCUACAAGUUCGGUGACAGUAUCUACUUGGUCUGGUUAUAUGGCUAGUUGGAUCUGGAAACCUCAACCACAAUCGAAGGCAGAAAAACAAGAUUAGUAUAGUUCAUGAAAUUACUAGUUUUUUUAUAUAUACUGUUGCUAAUAAAGAUGCCACUUUGACAAAAUCAUAGAGUUAUAUGUAUUCAAACAGCGAGGCAGAUCAUGUGCUUUUUUUUUUUAUCUAUUUGUUCCCAUUCAAAGAC